This is a messenger RNA of Clunio marinus, 792 nucleotides long. Lineage: Eukaryota; Metazoa; Arthropoda; Insecta; Diptera; Chironomidae. The record is from the annotation of a GenBank genome assembly.
AUGCAAUAUCAACAUAGUGGAAAUUACCAAAAUCAGCAAGGUCAACAUCAAUUUUAUAAUGGGCAAGGUCAGGGUUAUCCAAACAACCACCCACAACAGCCUGCAUAUUAUCCUAAUCAACCUAAUCAACCCCAACAAAUAUUUCAUGUACAGCAACAACAGCCUCAGCCACCAUAUACCGAUGCAGAAGAUUCAGAAGCUAAAGGAUUUGAAUUUGAUGAUCAAUUAAUCCGUAGGGGAUUUAUUAAAAAAAUUCAACUUUUUGUUACUUUUGGGAUUAUUUGUUGGUUCGUUUACCAUGAGCCAACAAACAGAUGGGCUAAAGAUGCGAUUAUCUUUUGGAUUGUCUUGCUGGUAGCUUUCAUUAUUGUCACAAUUGUCUUGUCAUGUUUCGAUGAAAUUAGAAGGAAAACUCCGUUAAAUAUUAUUCUUCUUGGGAUUUAUACUAUUUUAAUGGGGUUGCUUUUGGGAGUUACUGCAGUUUUUUAUGAUAGCUUUGAAGUUGUUUUGGCCAUUGGAAUAACAAUAGUCGUGACAAUUGCAUUGACGAUCUUUGCCUUUCAAACUAAAUGGGACUUCACAACAAUGGGAGGAAUUUUAUUUGUUUCACUAAUUGUUUGUUUAUUGCUUUUGAUUUUUGGAAUAAUAUUCCGUAGUGAAAUCUUAGUUAUUGUUAUUGCAUCGGUAGUGGCAUUAAUUUUCUGUAUUUACUUGGUUUAUGAUAUACAAAUGAUGAUGGGUGAGUUUGAUUACUUAGAAAAAAAUGAUCGCAGUCAAAUAAAUAAACAAUGA